Messenger RNA from Odobenus rosmarus divergens (Pacific walrus), 2165 nucleotides. Its product is annotated as neuroligin-4, X-linked-like. The transcript is spliced from 4 exons. Bases 1 to 1878 code for a protein of 625 amino acids. The record is from RefSeq and is a predicted model, not a curated record. Gene Ontology annotation, biological process: presynaptic membrane assembly; chemical synaptic transmission; synaptic vesicle endocytosis. Gene Ontology annotation, cellular component: cell surface; synapse; postsynaptic specialization membrane. NCBI's taxonomy places the organism in Eukaryota, Metazoa, Chordata, Mammalia, Carnivora, Odobenidae. Gene Ontology annotation, molecular function: signaling receptor activity; neurexin family protein binding.
AUGCACAACCUUGCAGGUUUCAUCCUGCAUCUGUUUGCAGAUACAGGAGAUUGGUUUUUAAGUACCGGCGACCAGGCGGCCAAAGGCAACUAUGGGCUCCUGGAUCAGAUCCAGGCGCUACGGUGGAUUGAGGAGAACGUCGGGGCCUUCGGCGGGGAUCCCAAGCGAGUGACCAUCUUCGGCUCGGGGGCGGGAGCCUCUUGCGUCAGCCUGUUGACCUUGUCACACUAUUCAGAAGGUCUGUUCCAGAAGGCGAUCAUCCAGAGCGGGACCGCCCUGUCCAGCUGGGCAGUGAACUACCAGCCUGCCAAGUACACUCGGAUAUUGGCAGAUAAAGUCGGCUGCAACAUGCUGGAUACCACGGACAUGGUCGAAUGUCUUCGGAAUAAGAACUACAAAGAGCUCAUUCAGCAGACCAUCACCCCCGCCACGUACCACAUUUCCUUUGGCCCCGUCAUUGACGGCGAUGUCAUCCCGGACGACCCUCAGAUCCUGAUGGAGCAGGGAGAGUUCCUGAAUUACGACAUCAUGCUGGGCGUCAACCAGGGGGAAGGCUUGAAGUUCGUGGAUGGUAUCGUGGACAGUGAGGACGGUGUGACGCCCAACGACUUUGACUUCUCCGUGUCCAACUUUGUGGACAACCUUUAUGGCUACCCAGAGGGCAAAGACACGUUGCGGGAGACCAUCAAAUUCAUGUACACGGACUGGGCCGACAAGGAAAACCCGGAGACGCGAAGGAAGACCCUGGUGGCUCUCUUCACGGACCACCAGUGGGUGGCCCCCGCCGUGGCCACAGCCGACCUCCACGCCCAGUAUGGCUCUCCGACCUACUUCUAUGCCUUCUAUCACCACUGCCAAAGUGAAAUGAAACCCAGCUGGGCGGACUCAGCCCAUGGCGACGAAGUGCCCUAUGUCUUUGGGAUCCCCAUGAUCGGCCCCACGGAACUCUUCAGUUGUAACUUCUCCAAGAACGAUGUCAUGCUCAGCGCGGUGGUCAUGACAUACUGGACCAACUUCGCCAAAACCGGUGACCCUAAUCAGCCUGUUCCUCAGGAUACCAAGUUCAUUCAUACAAAACCCAAUCGCUUUGAGGAAGUGGCCUGGUCCAAGUAUAACCCCAAAGACCAGCUCUACCUGCAUAUUGGCCUAAAGCCCAGAGUGAGGGAUCACUACCGAGCCACCAAGGUGGCUUUCUGGCUGGAACUGGUGCCCCACCUGCACAACCUGAAUGAGAUCUUCCAGUACGUCUCCACUACCACAAAGGUCCCUCCUCCUGACAUGACCUCCUUUCCCUAUGGAACCCGGCGGUCUCCCGCCAAGAUCUGGCCCACGACCAAACGCCCAGCCAUCACUCCUGCUAACAACCCCAAACACUCCAAGGACCCUCACAAGACGGGGCCCGAGGACACAACCGUCCUCAUCGAAACCAAACGGGAUUACUCCACCGAACUGAGCGUCACCAUCGCCGUGGGGGCCUCCCUGCUCUUCCUCAACAUUUUGGCCUUUGCGGCUCUGUACUACAAGAAGGACAAGAGACGCCACGAGACGCACAGGCGCCCCAGUCCCCAGAGGAACACGACCAACGACAUCGCUCACAUCCAGAACGAAGAGAUCAUGUCGCUGCAGAUGAAGCAGCUGGAGCAUGACCACGAGUGUGAGUCCCUGCAGGCUCACGACACGCUGAGGCUCACCUGUCCCCCAGACUACACCCUGACGCUGCGCCGCUCUCCUGAUGACAUCCCACUCAUGACACCAAACACCAUCACCAUGAUUCCAAACACACUGACGGGGAUUCAGCCUUUGCACACGUUCAACACCUUCAGUGGAGGACAAAACAGUACGAAUCUGCCCCACGGACACUCGACCACCAGAGUAUAGCUGCCCGGUUCCCUUCCCCUUCCUCGGCUCCUCCCCCACCGGAGAGAGGGAGAAAGAGAGAAGCAGCAUCCCCACGUGAGGAAUGCCUGUCACCCCACUGACUUAGGACAGAAACAAACAAACAGAAGAAGCGACGGGGCCGCCAUUGUGUCCCUGUGGACCCAUCCCGUUGGCAUUUCCCAGUAUUACGAGAUCAACUUCUGACCCUAUGAAAUGUGAAAGCGUAUACAUCGCCGUUCCAGGACUGCUUUACCAUCCCCCAUCUCUCCAGCAAACGUUUAGAGGGA